Esox lucius (northern pike) is the source of this 2559-nucleotide messenger RNA. Its product is annotated as SH2 domain-containing adapter protein F. The transcript has 11 exons. NCBI's taxonomy places the organism in Eukaryota, Metazoa, Chordata, Actinopteri, Esociformes, Esocidae. The record is from RefSeq and is a predicted model, not a curated record. Gene Ontology annotation, molecular function: phosphotyrosine residue binding. The coding region runs from base 70 to 1383 and encodes 437 amino acids.
AUUAGAGAGCAGCAAAUCCCACUCGCAAUGUCAUUGAUCACAGCUGUUGCCGUUGCUUCGAGUUGAUACAUGUCAUGGCAGCCACUUUCACUGGACUUUAAUAAAUGUCGAGCUGAAACAUAUCUCUGCUAUUUUGCGCUGCUAUUGAUCACAAUGGUUCCUCGAAUAAGGCGGGCGGCUAAACCUAGGCCAGAAGCCUCAAAUAACCCGUACAACUUGAGGUCCAAACUGUCAGUGAAAGUUCCCAAUAUCACCUUGCAGGAAGAAUGUAAAGUAUCCAAGGUUGCCAUGGCUAUCAAACCAUGUUAUCUGGAGGGCCGGGAUGUGAGCAGUAGCAUUCGGAGUGCUUUAGUAGACCGGCUGGUGCAGAUUCAGAUGCUGUUCAGACUACACCAGGAGACCCUCUACAUGACUGUGUCAAUCAUUGACCGCUUUCAUCAGAUCCGCUCUAUGGAGAGGACUAUUCUGAAAGCCCUGAACUAUGAAAUGGGACGACCACCACCCGUUCACUUUCCGAGGAGAGCUGCGAAGAUUGCCUUGUCUUCCCUUGCCCAGCUGGAUCCUUUCGGGCAUGGGCUGGCUAUGUACCUCCAGGAGCUGACCCUCCUGGACUAUGACUCAGUCCACUAUCCACCAUCUCUCACAGCUGCUGCAGCUGUCUCGUUAUCAUGGAGGAUCCUCCAUGAUCAUUCUGCUCAUUGUGAAUGGACUCCAGCCUUGCAGCACUCCACUGGUUACAUGGAGCUGUGUCUGUUACCUGCCAUGCAAUGCAUUGCCAAGAUGCUGGAGUGCCUGAGUGACGACAGAAUGGGGCACAUGCUCAUUAUCCUGGACGACUAUGCCGACCCGUUUGAUGCCGAGGCUGAUGGGGGGAACCAGCCGAGCACAGAGAAAGUAGCCCAAGCCAGCACAGAGAACGAUGGCUACAUGGAGCCGUAUGAAGCCCAGAAGAUGAUGGCAGAGAUCCGCGGUGGCCGUGGGCCUAAGGAGGGCUCCCAGAGGUCGCUGCCCUUGUAUGACACGCCCUAUGAGCCAGAGGAGAACGGAACGGAGUCGGAAAGCGAGCGUCCCCAGUGCCCCAGAGAGAGCCGCCUGCCACAGGAUGACGAGAGGCCACCGGAGGAGUACGACCAGCCCUGGGAGUGGAAGAAGGAGCGCAUCUCCAAGGCCUUCGCAGGUACGAGAGCACCUCUGCUCUGUUAUGCCUGCAUUAGCUACGAGGGCUCUGUAAAUGGCAGUGGAUCAGAACCAGAGAAAAGGAAGGACAACACAUCUAAAUCACAUACAGAUUUUCUAUGCGGUGCCCAGUCGCUUGGAAAUGCUGCAUAUAUGCUGUGUAUAGACAUUUAUUUCAGUGUCGCCACCCAAAAUAUUAACAGCUAAGAGGUGUAAUGUCAUCUGCAUAACGCACUAUCUGUCUUCAUUGGAACUAUAUGAAGUGUAACGACCCCUGCAUGUACAGCUGCUCUCCUCAGACGUCUGCACCGCGUGGGUCUGCCUGCCUGUCUGUCUGCCUGUUUGUCUCUCUUCCUGUCUGUCUGUCUCUCUUGCUGCCUGCCUGCCGUCUGCUCACACACAUGUCCUUGGUUUUACAGGUCCGUACUUAUUAUUCACUGUUGGGUUACCUCUUGACAGAUGAAAUGUAAAUUGAAAUGUAAAUUCCUCCCUCUCACCCCCCCCCUUGUUAGGCUAUUGGAAGGUUGUGUACAUGCGGUUCAGUUAAUCACUCACCCCACCCCUCAGUUGUCCCCCCUCUGGGGAUGACACUGUGAUGGAUGAGACGGGUGGUAAGGAGUGAGGAAGACCCAUUAGAAUUUGACCAAACGAGUGCAGGGUUGGGGUGGUUCGGUUGGGAAUGUGUAAAUGUGCUUGCACGCGUUGCACGUGUGUUUGUGUUGAUAUGCACGGCGCACGGCGCGCACACGUGUUUAACCAAUGGACAGGCAGCCCCUGGAAAUCUGAGGCAUGCCUCCUUCUGUCUGGCUGGAGAGCAAAUGUUAUUUAAUCUGUUGGUCCUGAGUUGCUGGCUGCUAAGUCCAUUAAGUUGGUCCACAGCCAACACAACGCCAUGCACUUACAGCCAGCGAGAUAAUAGGAAACUCUGUCAGAGCGCGAGCCAGGUCUUCAGGACCAGCGCACACCACUUUAUGGGUUUUUAAUGAAUCUUCAAGGACUUAAUGACCCAGAGAAAUCUCGAGCACAGAACUCUUCUGUUGUUAAGUAAAUAAUUGAAUCUGUCUAAUUGCGGUGUGUUUAAAGUGUGGCAGCGGGGCUUCCUGGAGAACGCCUUCCAUGCCCCACAUGAACGGCCCGACCCUGUACCCCAUCACGGCCUGUCACUCCGCUGAGCUUUAUCCUCUCAGUCUGGCCUCCCUUUCCCCACCGCGGCCCUCCCGGCCGAUAACCUACCCGACAGGCCUCCUCCGCCAGCCUCAAAUGGCUCCUCGGCCUUCGAGCGGGCGGCGCACCGCCUGUUAUCUUCACUUGCACACAUUGGCCAUCCACCCACUGCAGCCCCCCCUCGCCGCACGUAGCGGGCGCUCUGCCAGCCUCACCGCA